Molecule: messenger RNA, 222 nt
Organism: Protopolystoma xenopodis
Lineage: Eukaryota; Metazoa; Platyhelminthes; Monogenea; Polystomatidea; Polystomatidae
Source: the annotation of a GenBank genome assembly
AUGAUGCCUCUUUUGACACUUUGCACAUGGACCCGACUGGUCGGUGAUGGGCUGGACAAGUUUGCGUGCAUUUCUUCUAUGCCAAGGUGUAAGUCUUGCCCUCGGCCCAAUCUCGUUCCGGUUGAAGUAAUUCCCUUCGAUCCGAAGCAAGUGAACGCCACAGCGUGCACAGAUUGCGAAGUUGCCAAUGACAAUUGGCGCUUUGAGCAUUGCUGGUGUUGA